AUGGACGAGACUAUAGACGUGGGGAGUGAGAACAACUACUCGGGGCAAAGUAAUGGUUCUGUCAUUCGAUCAAACUCCCCAACAACAACAUCUCAGAUUAUGGCCAGAAAGAAAAGAAGAGGGAUUAUAGAGAAAAGGCGCCGUGAUCGUAUAAAUAACAGUUUAUCAGAGCUGAGGCGGCUUGUGCCAACUGCUUUUGAAAAACAAGGAUCUGCCAAAUUAGAAAAAGCGGAAAUACUGCAAAUGACAGUGGAUCAUCUGAAGAUGCUGCAGGCGACGGGAGGUAAAGGUUAUUUUGACGCUCAUUCCCUGGCCAUGGAUUUCAUGAGCAUUGGCUUCCGGGAGUGCUUGACAGAAGUCGCGAGGUACCUGACUUCGGUGGAAGGUCUCGACACGUCCGACCCCCUGCGCGUUAGACUCGUGUCUCACCUGAGCACCUGUGCCUCUCAGAGGGAAGCUGCCGCCAUGA
Molecule: messenger RNA, 469 nt
Organism: Cariama cristata (Red-legged seriema)
Lineage: Eukaryota; Metazoa; Chordata; Aves; Cariamiformes; Cariamidae
Product: hairy/enhancer-of-split related with YRPW motif protein 2
Exons: 5
Biological process (GO): regulation of transcription by RNA polymerase II; regulation of neurogenesis; anterior/posterior pattern specification
Cellular component (GO): nucleus
Molecular function (GO): RNA polymerase II cis-regulatory region sequence-specific DNA binding; protein dimerization activity; DNA-binding transcription factor activity, RNA polymerase II-specific
Source: RefSeq, a predicted model, not a curated record